GAUGAUUGAUGAUACUCCAUAAAUUAGAUAACAAUUACGUACAUUUAUUGUUCCUUAAACAAUGUCUGUUAAUAAUAAUGAAACAAUUAGUGAUAAUGAAUUGGAGACCACUGGAACUACAAAUACCAUUAGUGAGCUACCUGGUAGACCAUUUAAGAUUACGAUGGAAGUGCCUUUAUUCUUAACAUUAAUGGGCAUAGCUCUUUCAGGCACUGCUAUUAAUAACAUUCUAUUAUAUCGUACUUGCGUACAUACUCUUAACUAUACUAACGACGAAUGCAAAGGAUUUCUACUACCGGACAAAACAAAUGACACUCGCAAGCUGGAGGAGGAAGUCCAGAAAUAUGCAACAUUUAUUUCAAUGGUGAGGACAGUCCUAGAGGCUCUCGUCCCUGCUGUCCUCUCCCUAUUUCUAGGUGUAUGGUCAGAUACUCAUGGCCGGAAACCCUUAGUUGUCUGGCCAUUGCUUGGCUUAACGGUGACCUCAAUGUGUACAGUGGUGUACAGUAUGUUGGAUGAUUAUGGCCCGUGGUGGUUCAUAUUGGUGGUGCUUCCAUUUUCCUUCACAGGAGGAUUCACUGUGUUGAUAACAGGAGCAUAUUGUUAUAUCAGUGACAUUACUACGACAGAUACGAGAUCACUUAGAAUGACAGUGGUCGAGGCGGCGAUAUCAGCCGGGAGCAUCGUAGGUUCCAUAAUGAGUUCCUAUAUCCUCGGCUACGUGGGAAAUGUGUAUUUACUACUUAUCGUCACGGCUCUGUUUGUAGCCGCGUACGCUUUCACGAAUGUUUGCUUAAUUGAGUCUUUAACAGGGGCAAUACAGGGAGGAUUAUGCUCUGUCCUAGAUUUUCUUCUAGUCAAAGAAAUGGUGACCGAAUGCUUUAAGCGCCGACCAAACCAUGGAAGAGCCAAGAUUUUCCUUCUCACACUAGCAAAUACAUUUACAAUUUUUAUACUCUACGGGGCGUCUAGCUUAGAUUACCUGUAUACAAGAGAGAAGCUACAUUGGGCGAUGAAGGAAUAUACUCUAUUUACUGCGGCAAAUACUUUAAUUGCCUUCUUGGGAUCUAUUUUGGGAAUAUACAUUUUUCAACGCGCUCUUGGCUUGGGGGAUGUGCCGCUGGCAAUCGUGUCGUUUAUUUCUUCGGUGGUAGAUUGCUUAAUAAAGACGUUUGCAGUUACUACAUGGCACAUGUAUCUUACAUCAGUGUCUUUCGUGAGAGUCAUAUCGGCUCCGCUGAUACGAUCUUUCUUGUCAAAAAUGGUGCCGCUAGAGGACAUAGCGAAGGUGUUCGCGCUUCUCUGCACUAUGGAGUCGGUGUGCCCGAUUAUAGCGCCGUUGAUAUAUAAUACACUCUAUAAUUUAACAAUACACGAUUUUCCGGGCGCUUUUUAUUUAUUGAGCGCCGUCAUUAAUGCAGUGUGCAUUGUUAUGCUAGGGUUCGUCAUGUAUUACGAAUCGGAUGCAACACCAUACCAACCAUUACAAGUUUCGCUGUAAUAGAUACAAUUCAAAU
Cydia splendana is the source of this 1517-nucleotide messenger RNA. RefSeq names its product probable peptidoglycan muropeptide transporter SLC46. Gene Ontology annotation, biological process: transmembrane transport. Bases 62 to 1501 code for a protein of 479 amino acids. Gene Ontology annotation, molecular function: transmembrane transporter activity. Gene Ontology annotation, cellular component: membrane. The transcript is spliced from 7 exons. The record is from RefSeq and is a predicted model, not a curated record. NCBI's taxonomy places the organism in Eukaryota, Metazoa, Arthropoda, Insecta, Lepidoptera, Tortricidae.